Messenger RNA from Linum tenue, 721 nucleotides. The record is from the annotation of a GenBank genome assembly. NCBI's taxonomy places the organism in Eukaryota, Viridiplantae, Streptophyta, Magnoliopsida, Malpighiales, Linaceae.
CCUCUCAUCUCUCCUCUCUCGUUCUCUGCUUCUCCGAACCAGAGACCCCUCUGGUUUUUUCAUCACCGCCAUCUCUCUUCUCCCCUCUCUCCUCUCUCUUUCCCCCAUCCUUGUGUUUCUCACCUCUGUUCCAGAGAACGAAAACCUAAACCCAUCUCAUGCCGCCGCCAUCCUCUUCUUCUCCUCGUGUUCUUUCUCAUCCCAAACCCACGUGAACUCCAAAUCCUAUUUCGCUUUCUAAUCGAAAUCCUGAUACGAAUUUCAAGUCCCAUGGCCGCAACAACGACGAUGGCGAGAAAAGAUGGCCUGAUCCACUGCAAUCGACUAUAGAGAUGUAGAUCCAGAAAGAAGAGAAAUAAAUCACCAACGCCGACAGACGACGAUGACCGAGAAGAAAGCACGGCGGAGACGGAGGACAAAUCCCUCAGCGAUGAUGAGUGAAUCCUAGUCAAGUUUCACGAGUUGCAUGUUCCGAUUUCUGGGUUUUUUUUGUUGAUUUGAGGUUCUGAUGUUUUUUUUUUUUUUUGGUUUUGGAUUGGGGCGACGAGGGGUAGAGGAAACAACGCAUGACAGGGGGGAGGAAGAGUCGUCAUAGGCAAGGAUCUCCAGCGACGACAAUUUGAGAAAACGCCGGAUCUGUGUGAGGUUUUCUAAACUCAAUAUGAUUAUGGGAGAUUAAACUAAAAAAAAUGGAUUGUACGACCUUUAGGAUAGCUAACAG